CUCAAUCUUACCAUCACUCAUUUCCCAUCCAUCAUUCUUAUUAGUUCCCACCAUGAUCCCUGCUUUGAGACUGAGGUCGUCGUCCAGUAGGUUGCUUCAGGCACACCGAUCGACUCCUACUACCAGCCUUUUGUGGAGUGGUGGUGGUAGUCGUCCCUUGUCUUUGUUGGCUGCGGCAUCCUCGUCGUCGCCAUCCAGCAGUAUUUCAAAUACUGGCUACCCAUCACGAGAAGAACCAAGUCAAAGACUUCCACAGCAGUAUGCUCCAUUCCACCACCAUGGACACGGGUAUUCUGCCAUUCAGCAUCGUUGGUUAGCAACUGGUGGUACCGACACAUCAUCCAAGGAAGAACAAGAAAAGAAAGAAGAGCAAGAAUCCAAGCCACAGACGGAACAAACAGACAAUGCGGAUGAUUCGUCAUCAUCUUCCUCAGAUUCCGACUCGGAUUCCUCCGACUCCGACUCGGAUAAUGAUACUGCUGCGGCGCCUCCACCCAAAAAAGUCAAUGCCGAAUCCAUGGAAUUUCAAGCCGAAACCAAGCAACUCUUGGAUAUUGUCACCAAUUCACUCUACACCGACAAAGAUGUCUUUCUAAGAGAAUUAAUCAGCAAUGCCAGUGAUGCGCUAGAGAAACUAAGACAUGUGCAAGCCACCAAUACGGCCAGUACCAUUGAUUCCGAUGUGCCCUUGGAAAUUCGAAUUGAUCUCAAUGAAGUGGACAGCACCAUUACCAUUACCGAUACUGGAAUCGGAAUGACACGAGACGAAAUGAUUUCCAACUUGGGCACCAUUGCACGGUCCGGAUCCAAAAACUUUUUGCAAGAAUUGCAAAUGCAACAAGAAGCACCCGUCGCCAAUGACAUUUCACGCGGUAUUAUUGGAAAGUUUGGGGUCGGAUUCUAUGCGGCGUUCAUGGUGGGACAUCUCGUUGAAGUACGAUCCAAAUCGGCAUUGACGGAACACUCCACGGUGACACCCAAAGUAUGGUCGUCCGACAAUGGGGCCGGGUCGUUUGAAAUCUUUGACUUGGACGACAACAUACGGCAAGAUCGAGGAUCGUCCAUUGUCAUUCAUCUCAAGGAAGAGUUCUGGCAGUACUGCGAUGAAAACAAAAUUGAAGAAAUAUUGAAACGGUACUCCAACUUUGUCAAUUUUCCCAUCUUUCUCAAUGGAAAUCGAGUCAAUACCAUUGAUGCCGUCUGGGUCAAAGAUCCAAAGGAAGUUGACGAUGAGACAUAUGCCGACUUUUACAAGUACAUUUCCAACAAUAUGGACGAUCCACUGGAAACGAUCCACUUUCGGGCAGAUGCACCCUUGGAUGUCAAGGCAUUGUUCUUUAUUCCCAGUUUUCAUUCCGAAAAAUAUGGAAUGGGACGAAUGGAACCUGGAGUCUCUCUCUAUUCGCGCAAGGUACUCAUCGAGGCCAAGUCACCAGACAUUUUGCCCGACUGGAUGAGAUUUGUCAAGGGAGUUGUGGACAGUGAAGAUCUGCCGCUUGCCAUCUCGAGAGAAAAGGCUCAGGAUUCUGCUUUAAUUGCCAAGCUGCGGUCGGCCCUGGUACGAAAGUUCAUUUCACACAUUACCAAACUGGCCAAGAAGGACCGAUCCCGGUUUGUCGAUGAGUUCUACAAAGAGUACGCCUUCUUCUUGAAGGAGGGCAUCUGCCACGACUUUGAGUUUCAGGAACCACUCUCCAAGCUGCUUUACUUUGAAACAUCCAAGAACCAGAAUUCCGAACUCUCAUCGUUGGAUGAGUACAUUGGCCGCGUGCGACCAGAACAAAAGGAUGUGUACUAUCUGUGUGCACCAAGCAGAGACGCAGCGCUGAACAGUCCGUACUUGGAGGCUUUCGAAAAGGCAGACGUGGAAGUAUUGUUCAUGUACUCGGCAAUUGAAGACUUUGUAAUGGCCAACUUGGAAAAGUACCAAGGUCGCAACUUGGUCAGUGUGGAAACGAGCGACAUUGACUUGAGUGAACUGACCAAGCAGUCAGGCAAGGAUGACGAAGAGUCAGAGGAUGCGGACGACAAGGACGAAGCGAACGUUUACAACGCGGACCGUAAGCUAACCCCCGAGGAAGCUUUGGACUUUUGCCUCUGGUUCAAGAAGGAAUUGGGGGAUAAGAAGAUCUCGUCGUGUACAGUGACAGAUCGCCUUCAUUCAUCGCCCGCCAUUGUAACUGACCACGAAUCCGGAGCACUUCGACGCAUGAUGAGAUACGUGGACACUCAGGAUGGAAACCGGGACUACAUUCCCUUGCCAAAGCAGCACGUGGAGAUCAAUCCUUCACACAAAGUGAUUGUGGGGAUCCAUGCUGUGAUGAAGACACAGCCUGCUCUGGCUCGUGUUCUAGCUGAACAAGUAUACGACAACUGUUUGAUCGCAGCUGGACUGCUCGACGACAGCCGUGCCAUGUUGCCCCGAUUGAAUGAUAUCAUGAUGUGUGUUGUCAAUGGUGCAACGGGAACAGACGAAUCGGUUCAAUCAGGUAGCACCAGCCCCGGGAAGGACGAAACAGCAUCUACCAAUAUUUCUGUGGACGAUGGCAAAGCAGAGGAAAGCGCCAAAGAGGAGUCUUUAGUUUCAGAGGACUCUUCUUCUUCACCAAAGAGCGCAGCAAGCGACGGUAAGCCAUAGCAAGGUGAAGGAGACGAGGGAUAGAACGGCUGCGACUUAGCUUAGGACAGUCGAUGCUCUCUUUCAAUCAGUAGUGCAUCAUCGUGCUAGUCAGAUAGAUCGACCUGCAAUUCGCCAUACUUCCCAAAACCACGAGAAAACUAGUUCAGGGGGAGCGGCAUAGCUGCCAGUGCCGCAAGUGCACGAACUUUGUACCCACCG
Seminavis robusta is the source of this 2839-nucleotide messenger RNA. NCBI's taxonomy places the organism in Eukaryota, Bacillariophyta, Bacillariophyceae, Naviculales, Naviculaceae. The record is from the annotation of a GenBank genome assembly.